UUUGAUUGAUAAAAGUGAACGUCAAAUCAAAGCCAAAGCUGCAGAAAAAAGUAUUUAAUUUUAUUAUAAGUAGUUCUUAAUUGAUAUUUUCCUAUUUUAACAGAGUUUGAUUAUACAUAAGUGAUUUAAUAAAAUGUCGUGUCGUAAUGCAUCUCAUGCUGGUAGCUGGUACACUGAGAAUGGUAGCGAACUGUCAAGACAGUUAGACCUCUGGUUAUCUAAAGCUGACCUCACACAUGGGCCUGCAAGAGCUAUUAUAGCACCGCAUGCGGGUUAUUCUUAUUGCGGCGCGUGCGCUGCUUACGCGUAUAGACAAGUCAGUCCUGUUGUGGUUAAACGAAUCUUCAUCUUGGGCCCCUCUCAUCACGUGAGGCUGGGAGGUUGCGCGCUUUCUUCUCUGGAUAAAUAUCAGACGCCACUCUACGAUCUUACUAUAGACAAACAGAUUUAUUCGGAGUUGGAAGCGACGCGUCAAUUCGAAUGGAUGGAUGUACAGACAGACGAAGACGAGCAUUCUAUAGAAAUGCAUUUACCUUACAUCGCUAAAGUUAUGGAAGAAUAUAAAACGGGUUUCACAAUUAUACCUAUAUUAGUUGGAUCUUUAACACCAGAGAAAGAAGCUAAAUACGGGUCAAUUCUGGCUCCAUAUCUCGCGGACCCUCAGAACCUGGUGGUGGUGUCAUCAGACUUCUGUCACUGGGGCUCCCGCUUCAGGUACACGUGGCGGGACCCUGCGCGGGGACACAUCUAUGAGAGCAUCGAGUGGCUAGAUACACAGGGUAUGAACAUAAUAGAGAAGAUGGAUCCCCGCGCGUUCACAGAGUAUCUCAACAAGUAUGGAAACACCAUCUGUGGGAGACAUCCUAUUGGAGUGUUACUUCAGGCGAUAUCAAAACUGCAAAGUCAAUCAAAUUCACCUAAAAUGUCGUUGAAAUUUCUUAAAUACGCACAAUCCUCUCAAUGUAUGAAUCACCAAGACUCCUCCGUUUCCUAUGCGAGUGCAUCACUCGUGUUUGAAUAGAAUAACAACACUAGUUGUAACUCGCGACUUUAUCCGCGUGGAAUUAUAUUAUAACCUAUGUUACUCACAGAUAAAUUACCUUUCUAACUGAGAAAGAAUUUUUCAAAUCGGACCAGUAGUUUUUGAGUUAUUUCAAUACAUACCAAAAUUAUCAAAAAUCUAUCUUUUUUUUAAUAUUAGUAUAGAUGUAUCCAAAUUUUUUGACAUAUGUCAAAAUAGUUUUCUAGCGAACUGUCACUGUCAGAAUUCUUGUGAGUUAGACUUACAAGGAUCUUAUGGUAAUUGUCAAUUUAGUAAAGUAAAAAUUUUUGAAAGCGUCAUAUUUUGACCAAUAAAUUACACGGAAUAUAGAUAUUAUUUUAAUAACGAUAAAAAAAAGAUUGUGUAUAUUUUUGUUUUGAAGUUGGGAAUUUUUUGCUCACUGGCAACACUAAAAACUAUCAGAUGCCCUGUCAAAGUCAAAAAAUUGCCAUAAAAUUCUUGUAGGUUUAUAUUCAUUAUAAAACCAUUUUUAUAUAAAUGUUAUAUCAUAGUAAAGAUAUUUCGCUGAACAAAAUCUUUUUUACUAAAAUAUCUUAUUCGUUACUUAAAUGUUCUUUGAAAAUGUUAAAAAUUUUUUGCUUUUCGAAUUUUAGAACGAAUGUAUAACAGCUUUAAAUUAACUCAAUUUUGAUUUCGUAAAAAUAUAUUAAAACAUGUAUAAGAAAUAAUUUAGUGUAUGUCACAAAAAUAAGUAUAUUUUUUUUCGUACAUUUUUGUUAAAAAAAAUAACAAAAUCACUUUAUUUUACUUAUUUUAAGAAAAGAUUAGAAUUUAUUUGCAAAUAAGUGAUGUAUUUCUUAUUGUUAUUUAAUAAACGCAAU
Papilio polytes (common Mormon) is the source of this 1884-nucleotide messenger RNA. RefSeq names its product protein MEMO1. The transcript has 9 exons. NCBI's taxonomy places the organism in Eukaryota, Metazoa, Arthropoda, Insecta, Lepidoptera, Papilionidae. The record is from RefSeq and is a predicted model, not a curated record. Bases 134 to 1021 code for a protein of 295 amino acids.